AUGGCUACAUCAGCUCAAUGUGACCAUUUCGAUGAAGAAACCGACCUGAAAGUGACCGUUACUCCCCCCGAAGCUCCAUCCAACGACAGUCUACAAGCGGAGGACCCUAGAGUUGAUCCCGAGUCACCAUCAACGUCUAAUAGUGUCACUCCUCAAAUUGUCAGGAGUAAAGUUAGAAGUAAACAAGUGUCCCCCAGUCCUAACAAAGAACCAGAAGAUGUGGAGGAAUAUGCUAAACUCUUGCCACAAAUCUUCAUCUCGAAUAAGACCUACACAUACGACGAGAGAGUCGACCUGUUCUGCGAUCAGAUGAUUGGCCAGUGUUCGGCAGAAGACGCAGAUGAAGCCAUCAGCCUUUAUAUUUUAAAGAAACUUGCCACCAAAGUUUCCUGGACAGCAGUGUGGAAAACGGCUCCAGAACUCAUAUUAGAACACUGUGAAAUUGGGGACCUACCUUUCGUUGGUGUGCUCAUGCAGGUUGAGGCCACUCCAUUUGAUGGAAAAAGCAUCCCUCUGAGAGUCUCAGUUUCUGUGGCCGAGCCAUUUUCCUCAAAUAUUGCCAACUUGCCAAGGGAGCUAGUUGAAGAUGUUUUGAGGGAACAUGACUACUCUGUGCCAGUCUUGGAUGUCUAUCCUUUACAAGGGCUGGGGACUGAUGUUGACUGCAUAGCAGAGGCUCUGGAACAUGCUCGGUUUUUCUACGAUUUCCUCUGGAGAGACUGGGAUGACGAAGAGGAGGGUGAUGACUAUGCAGGGCUUAUAGAAAAACGUAUACAACUGUACUAUGACAUCCAUGACGGAACCAUUCCUGGUCCAAUCAAUGAGCGCUACCGAAAGACCUUGGAAGACUACAGGAGCAAACGGCUGGAGCUGACAAAGUUCCAGAGCAGUAUUCAGGGGGAAACCCUACCAGGGGAGGCUGUGGAGUGCUGGAAGAAAUACUAUGAAAUGUUGAUGCUAUGUGGGCUCCUAAAGUUCUGGGAAGAUAUGCGACUCAGCAGCCAUGGACCGUUCUAUCCGAGGAUCUGCAAGCGCAGAAGGGGACAGAGGGCGUCUGGAAGACCUGUGACACACAUUGUGGCCCAAAUGAUGACAACAGAUAUGUUUAAGAAUUUCUCCUCAGACGCGUUGAUCCAGCAGCACGACUGUCUGUCAGUAGCCUUGGAAUCCUGCUACUCUGGAGACGUAGUGGUGGUGUUCCCUGGGGAGUAUCAGGCCCCUGCACUGUCAUCCCUCACUGAGGACAUAGUCAUCAAAGGUGAAGGAGAGAGGCAGGAGGUGGUGUUCUUCUCAGACCCGUCACACAACAACUUUGUGGCCUCCAAAGCCACAAAGGUGACCCUCUGUAACCUGACGCUGAUGCAGCAAGGGACCUGUGAUGGGAUUGUGGUGGUGGAGGCAGGACAGAUGACGCUGGAGAACUGCGUGUUGAAAUGCGAUGGCACAGGAGUGUGCGUUCUAACUGGCGCUUGUCUGAUCAUGAAGAACUGUGAAAUAUCAGGUGCCCAGGGGCCAGGUGUGGAGCUGUUCCCAGGGAGCGUUGCGGAGCUGCAUGGGAACAAAAUUCAUAACUGCAGCAACCAGGCAGCCAAAGGCUCAAUGGGUGCCAUUAAUCUCAAGGUACUUCCUAAGCCCCAGCUAAAGAUGUCUGACAACCACAUCCAUGACAAUCUAGGCUACGGGGUGUCCAUCCUUGUGCCUGAUCACCAUUACCAAGCCAGUGAAGAGGGCCUUGAAAAGACCGCCAGUGGGGACCAACUGGAGUCACACCAUUUGUCCAAGGCCUUGCAGGAGCUCAGUCUGGAGAUGAACACCAACAAAUUUGAGUCCAAUACAAUGGGGAAUGUAGGCUUGCAGCGCAAGAUGUGGCUCAGUUCUUAGAAAGUCAUUACAUUCCUUCAGAUGUACAGAACACCUCAUUUGCAUUUUAAGUGUUGUCUAAUUGGAUGUCUUGUGUAAGUACUUCAGCUGAUGCGGUAUAUUUCUUAGUUAAAUGAA
Hypomesus transpacificus is the source of this 1998-nucleotide messenger RNA. RefSeq names its product testicular spindle-associated protein SHCBP1L-like. Gene Ontology annotation, cellular component: meiotic spindle. The record is from RefSeq and is a predicted model, not a curated record. The transcript is spliced from 10 exons. The coding region runs from base 1 to 1881 and encodes 626 amino acids. Gene Ontology annotation, biological process: spermatogenesis; male meiosis cytokinesis. Lineage: Eukaryota; Metazoa; Chordata; Actinopteri; Osmeriformes; Osmeridae.